AUGUCUGUACUAAGUUUCAAGCACCUCCUUGUUUUUAGGAGUUCCAGUGAGCUCUACAGAAUCUCUCAGACAGUGUUGGUCUUUCUUCUGAUCCCAUGUUGUUUGGCACGGGAUUUCAGGGCAUCUCCUAUUAUUCCACACAAGCCUCUCGUCUGGGCCUGGAAUGUCCCAACUCAACCGUGUGUUUCCAAGUUUAAGGAGAAUAUUGAUUUGAGCCUAUUCUCAUUAAUAGGAAACCCUAUGAAAUCUGCAGUUGGGCAAAAUGUAACACUAUUCUAUGUUGAUAGACUUGGCUACUACCCUCACAUGGAUCAUCACCAAAAUUCUGUGCAUGGGGGAAUCCCCCAGCUAGGGGAUUUACAAGCACAUCUGACCAAAGCUAAGGACGACAUUUUCCACUACAUACCAGAAGACAAAUUAGGGCUGGCUGUCAUUGACUGGGAAGAAUGGAGACCUACCUGGGACAGAAACUGGAGACCUAAGGACAUUUACAGAAAUAAGUCUAUUGAAUUGGUUCAGCAACGAGAUGUUGCUCUCUCGUUACCGGAAGCCACUAAGAUAGCCAAAGAAGAAUUUGAAAGUUCAGGGAAGAAGUUCAUGUUAGAAACUUUAAAAUUGGGAAAAUCAGUUCGACCCAAACAAUUAUGGGGUUAUUAUCUCUUUCCAGACUGUUACAAUCAUAACUAUAAAAAAGACGGUUACAAUGGACAUUGCCCUGAUGUAGAAAAGAAAAGAAACGAUGCCCUCCAAUGGUUGUGGGAAGAAAGCUCGGCCCUUUUCCCAUCUAUUUAUUUGCAUAGUGAUUUAGGGUCCUCUCACAAGGCUGCAGUAUUUACUCGCAAUCGGAUAGUGGAAACUAUUAAGGUUUCUCAAGUUCGAGAUGUGCAAAACCCAGUCCCAUUUUUUGUAUAUAUUCGCCUCGUUUAUACUGAUAAAACUACGAUAUUACUUAAUAAGGAGGAUCUUAUGCAUACAGUUGGUGAAACCGUUGCUCUGGGUGCAUCCGGAAUUAUAGUGUGGGGAACUCUAAGUUGGGCACAGACUCUGAAAUCUUGUAUGACUCUACGCAAUUACAUGGACUCCACAUUGAUCCCUUACUUUAUCAACGUCACCCUAGCUUCUAAGAUGUGUAACCAAGCGCUGUGCCAGGAUCAAGGCGUGUGUACGAGGAAGAACUGGGAUACAGACGACUAUCUUCACUUAAACCCAGAGAGGUUCACUAUUAACUCUCCACGGCCUGGCCAGUAUGUCAUAAAUGGGAAGCCAACACUGAAUGACCUGCAAGACUUCUCCAAAAGUUUUAAGUGCAGCUGUUUUCCAAACACCAAUUGCAAUGAGAGAGCUGAUCUAGAAAAUAUUGAAAUUAUUAAUGUGUGUGUUACUGAGGAUGUCUGCAUACAAGGAAGCUUCAAGCCCUCAAACAAUUCUGCUUACUCCUUUAUCAAGUCACUUUCCCCCAGAAACAGGCUGAUGCUCUCUCCUCUUACACCAAUGUCUUCACAUGAAAAAUCAAACAGUAUCCCCACUUUAGUUGGCCUAGAAGAAGCACGAAAACCAAAUGAGAAAGCCUUACAAACGCUAAAAGAAAAGAAAAUCAAAUGA
Messenger RNA from Perognathus longimembris pacificus (Pacific pocket mouse), 1602 nucleotides. Its product is annotated as hyaluronidase PH-20-like. Lineage: Eukaryota; Metazoa; Chordata; Mammalia; Rodentia; Heteromyidae. Gene Ontology annotation, molecular function: hyalurononglucosaminidase activity. The transcript is spliced from 4 exons. Gene Ontology annotation, cellular component: acrosomal vesicle. Bases 1 to 1602 code for a protein of 533 amino acids. Gene Ontology annotation, biological process: hyaluronan catabolic process; carbohydrate metabolic process; fusion of sperm to egg plasma membrane involved in single fertilization. The record is from RefSeq and is a predicted model, not a curated record.